AUGAUUCCUCUCGUGUGCCCCCUUGGCGUUGCUUUACUUAUAAUGAUAGCACAUCACUCAGUGACAGCAACUAAACAAUAUUUCCGCACCCAUCCCACAAAUCUUCAAGUGCUCGAGGGAUCUGAAGCGCUGUUACGAUGCGAAAUCACAAAUCUAGCAGGCAGCGUUCAAUGGGUCAAAGAUGGCUUCGCAUUGGGGUUUUCGGAGAAAAUUCCGGGCUAUCCACGCUAUAGUAUGAUUGGCGAUCGUAACUAUGGUGUUUUCAAUUUACGUAUUCAUAACGCAUCGCUUGAGGAUGAUGCCGAAUUUCAAUGUCAAGUUGGACCAGCAAAAAAUUCCGAUCCCAUUCGAACGGCAGCUAAUUUAACUGUCAUAUCUCCACCAUCGUCCAUCGACAUUGAAGCCUCAUCCUAUGGCACAAUUAUUGCUAAACAAAAUAACAAAGUAGAUGUAAAAGAAAAUCAAGACUUGAUGUUGUCAUGCACAAUCGCAAACAGUAAGCCAGCGGCCGAAAUAAAAUGGUAUCGUGGGCAUGUUGAGAUGAAGGCAUCGGACAAUCGACACGACGUUGUCAUCCCAUUAGACAAUAAACGAUUCACUGUAUCGUCAAAUUUGACGAUAAAAGCAUCGGCCAAUGAUGAUCUCGUCGAUUAUACGUGCAGGGCGAAGCAUCAAGCUUUGUCACCAGAUCAUCCCAUGAAGUCAACAGUACAAGUAUCAGUAUUGAAACCGCCUGGUGAACCAUUUAUAGAAGGUUAUAGUAAAGGCGAACGUCUCCGAAGUGGCCAAGAAGUCGAACUUGUGUGUCGAUCUUAUGGUGGAAAUCCUCCAGCCCAACUUAUUUGGUACAAAAAUAACCGACAAGUUGUUAGUCAAUACACAACAUCGGGUCGUGAUUCAGCAAGCACGUAUCGUUUCAAAGUCCAAUCGGGUGACAACAAAGCUCGGUUGAGAUGUGAAGCAAGUAAUACAAUCUCAGAUAAAUCAUUAAAGAAGGAACUGGACUUAACUGUAUUGUUUCCACCCACACAAGUUACAAUAGCCGGUCCAACAGAAGCUCGACAAGGCGAAAUUGUCAAUUUUCAGUGCUCGAGUGCACCUUCAAACCCAGCUGCUGAGAUCCGAUGGACAAUUGAUGGUCGACAGAAAAGAACCAAUGGAUCAUCACAAAUUCCAAGCAACGAAGGUGGUUGGAUAACAACAUCGAAUAUUUCAAUCAGCGUUGAUUCGCACAAGCGUUCAUUUUCAUUGUUGUGUCAAGGAAUCAACAUGCAAUUGGCUGACAACGUAAUGACAACUCACAUGCUUCAUAUUCUAUAUCCACCGUCAAAACCAGUUAUUUCUGGUUACAUUGAAGGCUCCGUGAUUCCGGCUGGUUCCAGUCAAAAGCUUUUAUGCAUGUCUUCCGGUGGCAAUCCGCCAGCAUCUCUCAUUUGGUUUAAGAACGACAAGAAGAUUAAUUCUCAAACAAAAACGAUCAACAAUUCGGUUCAAUCGGAGUUGAAUAUCAUUGCCAAUAUCACCGACAAUCAGGCGAUUUAUCGAUGUGAAGCACAAAAUAGCGCAACUGACGUUCCAUUGUUGGAUUCCAAAAUCCUCAGCGUGCAUUUUUUGCCUGAAACUUUGAAAAUUCGUGUUGAGCCUAAGGCUUUGACCGCUGGUACAGAAGCCACUUUGUUCUGUGAUUCAAGUUCGAGCAACCCACCAGUCAGAUUAGGUUGGUAUAAGGAUGGAAUUCCAAUGAUGAGUGAGGGUGGAGUUACAAAUCAACCAGGAUUAUGGGGUGGUAAAAUCUCAUCGACCCAAGUAAAACUCAACAUCACACAGGACAUGAAUGGCGUAAAAAUCGCUUGUCAGGGAACAAACGAAGCUCUUCAACGUAGCAUUAAUGAAGCCAUUGAAUUGCAAGUUCUCUUUCCGCCAAAGUUCACGCCACCACCUUCGUCGACAGCCGUUGGUAUUGAAGAAGAGUCUUUGGUAAUUAGUCUCAUAGCAACGGGCAAUCCAAGUAAUAUCCAAUACACAUGGACAAAAGAAGGUUCACCGCUUGAGGAUCAUGACAACCAACGAAUCAUCAUCGAUGGUCCAACGUUGAAUUUCACUAAAUUGGCACGUGACGACAGUGGCCUGUAUACGUGCGAAGCACUGAAUUCCCAAGGCUCAGCUACCAUCAACAUUACAGUUGUCGUCGAAUGAAAUCCACUCAAUGAGAAUCACAUUCGAUGGGAACGUGUUGACUAUGAGAUGAGCUCAAAGACGAGAACAACAUUUGAAAAUGGCACGAGCUAUUUACAUAUUACAAAUGCUCAACGUGACGACAUUGGACACUUUCGUUGCAUCGCUGAUAAUCGUGUGGCAAAUCCCAUUAGUCGUGAUGUGCUAUUGAUAGUGAAAUUUGUUCCUGAAAUUGAUAAAUCACCAACGAUGCUUCGUGCAGCGAGUAAUAAAAAUGAGAAAGCUCGAAUGGUGUGUCGUGUUCAAGCUGCUCCAAAGCCAUCAUUUAUUUGGUCACGGGACGGUAGGAGUCUCAACAUUUCGAAAAGUAGUGGAAAAUAUUCAAUUGAGAGUCGACAAAUUGAUCCACUGACUUACGAAUCAGUGCUUAUGGUGGAAAAGGUUGAUGCAAACGACUACGGAUUAUAUGAAUGCAAAACAGAAAAUGAACGAGGAAAGAGUAUGGAAAAUAUUCGCCUCGAUGUCACGUCUAAGCCUGACACACCUUUGAACCUUAAUGUGCUUAACACAACUCACGAUUCCGUCACUUUGGCAUGGACGCCAGGAUUUGAUGGUGGUUUAAAGGCAAAAUACAGAAUCCGGUAUCGUGAAGCAUCAUCAAAUCGCUAUCUUUAUGCUGAUAGCUUACCAAACGCUCAUAAAUUGAUCAUCGAUGGAUUAAAAUCAAACACCGUUUACUUAUUUUCUAUCAUGGCAAAGAACAAUCUUGGCGAAAGUUCUUGGCGUCCCGAUUUAACAAAAGCACAAACUAAAACUGCACCGCAACCAUCCAUGUCGAUUCUAACGACGCAACAAACCGAGACGACGGGUAGUCCGUUUAUGAACACAACGAGAGGGCUCUUGAUGUUGAUUGGAAUUUCAUCAGGGACUGGAUUAGUUCUUAUCAAUAUAUUACUGAUAGCAUGCUGUCUCCACAAGAGACAUAAGAAGAACUUCAAAGGAGAAGACUUGGAAAUCGUACAUAAAGAGUUGAAAGACGAUGAAGCUCUAUCAAAGUUACUCGUAUUUGGCAUUGCCGUGAUUGGACUUGGACUAUUAAUUGCAAACACCGCACUUGUUGCAUGGUUCAUCAUUCGUAAACGAAUUAAAGAGCCCACCGGCGCUGCCAACAGCAAAUCGGCAGCCAUCGAGAUGUAUGCACCGAGUAGCUACAACGAUACGGUUACUGGCGAAACAUUAUCGUCCGUUUCGGAUAAAAGUGAUUCAUAUUCCAAUGAUGGCAGCCAGCCAGAUUUGACGGACGAGAAUCGAAAACAAACCGCAUCAUCAACAUAUGUGGUCGAAGAUUCUGACAUUCCACCACCACGUUAUCAAAAGGAUGGUCGACUGUCGCCGUACUACCAAACUAAUAAUUCAAACCAAAUGACGAUCCAUCCAAAGAAUUUGCAAAUGCAAAACCCAUCACAGAUGAGCUUCUUGCCAUCGUCCAAUUAUGAUGAUCAAUUCAUGAAUCAAAAGAAUUAUGUAAAAAUUCCGUCACCAGGGCCGCCCAUGGAUGGUUCAUAUUAUAGUGCAUGUGAUCGCUAUUUGUCAUAUCCACCGAUGGAUCAUCCGAUGGAUUACACAGUUGCAUCGUCAACACUGCCUCACAAUAUGUCCACAAAUUCCGAGAUGAAUCAUUUAAAUGCGUCUCGUAGCAACACACUAAACAGGAGAAACAGUAAUCUGAUGGCGAUGAAUCAUAACAUAAUUCCGCCACCAGACGUCACGCACACGACAAAAGCGAUGCCGUUAAUUGUGAGUAGUGGAGCGGGUUCGCUUUACAGCAAUAAGCCUAAUAAUCAUCCGCCGGGCAUCCUUAAAGAUCCAAAGAGAAACCAACAGAAUCAACUGAACAAUGUAAAUAAAGAUCUCCAAAUGCAGUCGAUAUUAAUGCCAAUGCCACCGUUAAUAAUGAACGAUGGUAGCAUAGCAAAUCCGCAUCACCUUAGUGCAGCACAACUCAUGAAUAAUUUCGAUGCAACGAACGCCAAUCUUGCGAAUUUUAAUCACCAAAUGGGCUUCCCCGGAGACGGACAUUUAGUGUAAGCCGUAUAGUCGAGUUUGUUCAGUAAAGUUCACUUACUUUAUUAAAUUUUUAAAGUUAAGUUUGAUUUUUCGUCAUUUUCUUUAUUAUCUAAUUCUGUUAGGUUUAAAUUUCUUCAUUAAUUAGAUUCACAAAACUGUGUACAACAAAACAGAAACAAACAAACAAACAAACUUUCAGGCACGAAAUCAUAAGAAAGUCAAAAAAAAAAAGAAACAAAAAGAGAAAUACUCAGAAAUAUUUUUACUAAUUAAUAAUCACAGCAAAAAGGACUGUUCAUGAUUUACGUCACAUUUCGUUUAAUGUUGUUUGUUUGUCAAGGAAGCAACGCUUGAAGCGUUUUAUAUUUCACCAUCAAAAUAAAUAAAAUUGUCAUGAGAUUUUUACGAUGUUACUUAUUUAGGUUUUUCGACAUAAAAUAACAACAAUGUUAGCAUGGCUUGAAAUUGAAAAUAAAAAGCGAUUUUAUUUUAAUGUAAUAAAUCGUUUUUAAAAUUCAAAUUUCAAAUUUAUGUGCAUGUUCCAACUCGUCAUACUUAUUGUCGUUCACUCUGAAUUUAUCAGACAUUUAAUCUUGUCCCUGAGAACAUCAAAAAAAUAAAGGAAAUGAUUUCAUUCUUUCACAAGAAUAUUUUGUUUAAAGUGACAUCACAUUCAAAUAAAUGACAAAUAAAGCUUCUUAAUUGAUGAUUGUUCUAAAAUGUUUUAUAAUUAUUAAUUACGUAUUGAUUAAAUCAUUGUUUAUAGUUGAAAUGAAACCUACAAGAGUUUUCCAUAGGGUUGUCUCGGAAACGCCCGAAAAAAAAGCUUCCCCCCUCCCCCUUUCCGAGUAAAAUUCAUUAUAAGAUGAGAGUUUUAAGACGAGAAAAUUUAAAUGAAAAUGUUUAAUUAAUUAUCUAAAUGAAAGUACGAAUGAAAAUGCUAUUAAAAUUUACUAUUAAACUAUUUACAAAUUUAAUAUAAAUAAAACAAGAACAUCUUUAAAGCUCCAUUGAUCUUCAUUUUAAAUUAAAGCCAAGAUUUGAAAAUUCUCAUAAAUAACGAAAAGAAAAAGAAAAAAAAUGUCAAAAAAUGUUAAUGAAAAGUUUUACUAAAAUUAUAUUUAAAUCGCCCGACCGAUACAAAAGACGGAUAAUUAAAGCAGUUAUUUAAAUUUCUUUCUUGUGUAUAAGUGAGAGUCAAACGCAGUAAAAAGAGAAAUAAAAUUAAUUAUGAAACCAAGAUGGACAUGUGUUCGCUUGCGUUUGAGCUUAUCGCCCACGCGCAUCAUCAUACUGUCCAUUAAAGACUCACAAAAAAAUAAAUAAAUUAAAAAAAUGUGUACAUAUUACAAUUAACUCAUUAUGUAACUGAAGAUUUAAUUUAAUGAAGAUACAUUAUUAAACUUUGUAUUAAAAAGAAUUUUUUUCGCUGUAAAUAUUCUCCGAUAAAACAAUGACGAGGGAAAAUGAAGAAAACAACAACAAACAAUAAUUAAAAAAUAAAAAAAAUGAAACAUAAAAAAGUUCUUCCGCUUUCUUUUUUCUUUUGUUUCUAGUUUUUUUUUUCUUUCUCGACCAUUAAGAGUCUGAUGAGGAAUCAGAAGAAAUGGCCUUUAAUUACAUCCG
Molecule: messenger RNA, 5868 nt
Organism: Clunio marinus
Lineage: Eukaryota; Metazoa; Arthropoda; Insecta; Diptera; Chironomidae
Source: the annotation of a GenBank genome assembly